Molecule: messenger RNA, 2974 nt
Organism: Liolophura sinensis
Lineage: Eukaryota; Metazoa; Mollusca; Polyplacophora; Chitonida; Chitonidae
Exons: 5
Coding region: 632-1426 (264 amino acids)
Source: RefSeq, a predicted model, not a curated record
CUUUGUUUACUCACGCCUUUGGGCGGGAAGUGUGCUUGUCCCAUAGGGUAUUUCUUCCAGCAGAAUUCCACCACUAACUGCUCGAAUUGCAGCUCUUUUUGUGAGAAUGGUGGAAUUUGUAUCCCUGUAGGCCUGCACCUGGCUUGUAUAUGUCCGCCUGAAUUCACUGGGAAGCUAUGUCAAACUCCAGUGUCAACCUCUAACCCAACCUUCACCCAGUCCCCAACCCCACUGACUAAGUUCUUAUCUUCCAUAUACCCAUUAAACCAGUUUGUCCCGGAGUCCAAGGUUUCUCCUAAAACAUCUGCUGAGCCAAAGUCUAGGGAUUUCAACAAAGUUGUGAAAAUUUCAGGAAAAAAUCCCACUUAAAAGUGUAACCUUUGCAGAAACAACCACUGAUGCUGUAAAAACCAAACUUAGUCCCAAGACUGUCUCAACCCCUGCUCCUUCUGUAACGGUAUCUUCCAGAUUCACUCUAGCAGUGCCAGUGACUGUUCCCAAGCUGACCUCUAUUCACAAGCUGACCUUCAAUCCCAAGCUGACCUCCAUUCCCAAGCCGACCUUCACUCCUGAGAUUUCCCUUCACACACCUCCUCCCAAGUUUCAGGAUCCCAACCCCAGGUCCCCGUACAUGACCACAUUGCCUGAAAGCACAGAUAUCCCCAAAGUUGCCAGUUCUUACGAUCCAAACCAACCCACUACAUCUCAGCGGUCAGUUCGUAAGUUUGCCAAUUCUCAUAAGCCUGCUUUUCUCACACCGCAUUUUUCUAAACAGACUCCAAAGCAAAAGGUAGCCACUCAGAAGUAUCCCCCUGAUGCUGCAACUCUCAAACCUGCCCUUUUCGAAUCUUCUCAGCCUGAUAAAAAUGCAGCUUCUCAUAAGCCCGCACAUGUUCCCAGUCCCCCUCUUUCUACCAAAUCCUCGGUUAAAGUUACUUCUGCUAAGACUUCCGUCCCCAUACUACUCUCUUCUCCUGUUCCUAUACCAUCAAGUGUACCAACAGACAUGGACAAGAACCAAACCCUGAACAACCCGGAUAAGGAGGCCGAUGAAGGCAAUGGUGGUGUCAUCGCUGGAGUGAUUAUCAGUCUACUGCUGGUGGUGGCCAUUGUGGUGACGGUUGUUGUCACUCUUCGGGUUAGAGGGAAAAAGCCGACCCUUGCUAAGCUGGUGUGGUACCACAAGGGCACCCCAGGGCAUAAGAAGAUAGAGGACCAGGAGGAGCUCGUCCCUGGGGCAGGAAUCCAAAACCCAGUGUAUGAAGAGGAACAAGAUAUAAAUUUCAACAUUCCUAAAGGCCCUAUAUUACGCUACCCAUCUGACACAUCCAUUGACUCCGCCUUCAUCAGCAACAGGAACAGCAAGUCCGCGUAUGAUGAAUUCAGUGGUUCAACAUGCCAACUUCUGCCACAUGACAGUGUAUAGCAGUGCCUUGUAACGCUGGUUAUCGUGGGCGACGGGACGCUUAGCACUUGAAGCGAUUUGUUCCGUGUGAGACAGGAUAUGCCGAGAUGCAGUUGUUUUGUCAGUACACUAUAUAUAAUCAAAAUAGUCACCUCCAAGAAAUUGUGCAUUUGAACUUUUUCUCUCUGGGAGAUUGUUAAGUGUGCCCUCUUCAUGAUUUUAAGAUACAUGUAUGUGCAGUAUUGAAAGUGUUCUGGGAUUUUUUUUUAUCUCCUGGAGAGACAAGUAAAUGAUUUUUUCAUCAGUUCUUGUGAUUCAUACGUUACAUUAAUAAUGAGCACAUUUAUGACUGAUCAGCGCUGAUGUUGGAACUCUGUGAGGUUUGUUCUAAACAUCCUGCCAGUGGAAAAUAUUAUUGCGGCUCUGUCAAAGGAGAUUUAAAUUUACAGCAGACAUUGUUGGAGUUCAUACCAAGGCAGGCUUCUUCAAACCAGCAUGGAACAUUUUUCGCAUACAGAAGCAACGUUUGGGUUUUGAUGAUUACAUGUUCAGUGUUUUUAUUCACAUUUUUGUUAAUCAUUUGUGGAAAGAGGCAAUUAAUGGAGAGCAUUCUUCACAUGUGUGGACAGAAAAAAGAAACAAAACAGAGCCAAAAAUCAAACAAAAUGAUCCACUGUGCAAUGUAUCGUUAGGUUUUCAAAUGUGUUAAGUAUUAGAACUCAUGUGAUAAUUCACUCUGCUUAUUUGACAGUGCAUGCAGUGUGACUGAUAACUCAUGCAGUGCUCAUGUGAUAAUUCACUCUGCUUAUUUGAAAGUGCAUGCAAUAUGACUGAUAACUCAUGCUCUGCCCAUGUGACGAAUCAUGCAUUGCUCAUGUGAUAAUUCACAGUGCUUUUGUGAUAAUACAUGAAAUACUUACUGAUAACUCAUGCAGUGCUCCUGUGACAAAUCACGCAGUGCUCCUGACAAAUCACGCAGUGCUCCUGUGACAAAUCACGCAGUGCUCCUGACAAAUCACGCAGUUUUUACAUGUAUGUAAUAAACCCUACCUCUCUUGUGUUAUAAUUCAGUUCUUACGUAAAAGUGCUUGUCUCACAGUCUUCUGAUUUUUGUUUGCAAAAGGUUGAUUCCACUUACUGCCUUUAAAUAUUUGUUUAUUAUAUUGGAAAAGAAAUUAAUGGCAAAAAAGAAUCGUAAAGUGAAAAUCACUCAUGUCCUAAUUAGAUUGAAAUUUUCUUUUAUAUGUAUAAUUAUCAGCUUCUUGCAUGGAAUAAAAUUCAACAAAAUUUUCAAGAGGCUGGCUGGAAAAAUUGUUGGAUAUAUGUCAAACUAGCAUCUGUUCUGUACCCACUGUAGCUAUUUGUCUGUGUAGUCCAAAAGCUAUUACUUUGUUGAAUGCAGUAUUUAGGUAUGCAAUACGUUUUUGUAUCACCAGGAUUAUGAUGUAACAAACAUGAAAUCAUAUUGAUACUUGUGCUGGCAGUCUAAGAAAUGAUGUUUUGUAAAUUAAUAUAUUUUUUAAAAAUGUAUUGAUAGUUGAAAAUAAGACAAAAAACAAAAAAACAAAA